Pollicipes pollicipes is the source of this 2676-nucleotide messenger RNA. RefSeq names its product tyrosine-protein kinase transmembrane receptor Ror2. Gene Ontology annotation, cellular component: signaling receptor complex; plasma membrane. The transcript is spliced from 12 exons. The annotation marks the transcript as partial. Gene Ontology annotation, molecular function: ATP binding; Wnt-protein binding; transmembrane receptor protein tyrosine kinase activity. Gene Ontology annotation, biological process: multicellular organism development; positive regulation of kinase activity; protein phosphorylation. NCBI's taxonomy places the organism in Eukaryota, Metazoa, Arthropoda, Thecostraca, Pollicipedomorpha, Pollicipedidae. The record is from RefSeq and is a predicted model, not a curated record.
CCGCUCGACGAGAAGGCGGAGAACCACGUCACGGGCGAGGACGGCCGGCUGACGGUGCUCAAGGUGACCAAGCAGGACGAGGGCCGCUACCGGUGCCGCGUCUGGAGCUCGCUCGGCGUGCAGAAGGCCGUGGCCCAGGUGGCCGUCAGAGUGCCGGUGCAGGUGCUGCAGACCCGUACUGUGACCGAGGCCGUGCCCAGCGGCGCACUGGUGACCCUGGGCUGUGACCUGGGCGGCGACCCCCUACCGGAGGUCACCUGGCUCUACAGGGGCGAACCGCUGCGGAAGUCCAGUUGGCAGGCUGAGGUGGUGUCGCAGCCGACUUACCCGCCGUUUGCGCGGUUCGUGCGGUCGGAGCUGUUUGUGCGGCCGGCCGCCUCCAGCGAGUACAUCUGCCAGGGCGCCAACCAGGUGGUGGGGCGUCCACGCGCGGCCGCCGCCGUCGUGGCCGUUAGCGUGCGCGGCGUCCCACGCACAGGGUACGACGGCUCUUCGCCGCUGGGCUACUGCGCGCCCUACGUGGGCGAGGUGUGUCGGCACCACCUGAGCGCGGCGCCGUUCGUCUGGUACAACACCACCUACCAGGGUGGCGACACGUUCGACCAUGAGCGCGCCGUCCGCCAGCAGCUCCUCCACCACGCCGACGACCUCAGCGACGUGUGUCGGCCUGCUCUGGAGACGCUGCUCUGCAGUGUAGCAUUCCCGCAGUGCAGCCAGUCCAACGGCACACAGGCGGCACUGCCGCCCUGCCGGGAGGACUGCCUGGCUGUGCGCGAGCUCUUCUGCGCCAAGGAGUGGCUGCUCGUCAAAGACUCCAGGGUGCCCAGCCACCUGGCGCUGCCGACCUGCGAGCAGCUGCCGGAGCAUGGGGACGGCGCGCGCCACCGCUGCUCGUACGCCGGCCUGACCGUCAUGCUCACCUCGCUCGUCACCUACGACUGCGUGCGGGGCCGCGGCCGCUACUACCAGGGCCGGGUCAACUCGACGGCCGAGGGCAUCCUGUGCCAGCGCUGGGACGCGCAGCACCCGCACGAGCACAGCACCCCGGUGGGCCUGUUCCCGGAGCUGGCCGGCGCCGAGAACUACUGCCGCAACGCCGGCGGCCAGGAGCCGCAGCCCUGGUGCUACACCACCGACCCGGCCGUCCGCUGGCAGCACUGCGGCGUCGAGCGAUGCGCGGACAACAGUACGCUAUACGCCGAUGACCCGGCCGCCGCCUGGGAGCGCGACUCGGCCGUGUCGGCGGCGGCGCCGGCGGGGGACGCCGCCGACGGCUUCCCUCUGCCGAUGGACCCGGUCUUCCUGCUGGUGCUGGCCGUGGCCAGCGUCACGGCCGUCAUCAUGGCGGCCAUGGCCGUGUACGGCUGCUGCCGCUGUCGGCGGGCGCGUCGCCGCGCCGCCCAGCGCAAGGAGGCGGAGGCGAUCGACCUGACCAAGCUGCCGUCCAACACCAGCUACCACCAGCACGCGCCGCUGCUGCCGGCUAGCCUUGAGCCGCUCGAGUACGCGCGCAACGACAUCAUCUACGUGCGCGACCUGGGCCAGGGCGCGUUCGGUCGCGUUUUUCAGGCGAAGGCGCCGGACCUGGUAGAGGGCGAGGACUUCACCAUGGUGGCCGUCAAGAUGCUGAAAGAGGACGCGUCGGAGGACAUGGAGCGCGACUUGGAGCGCGAGGCGCGCCUGCUGGCCGGCUUCGACCACCCAAACAUCGUGCGGCUGCUGGCGGUGUGCGCCGUCGGCCGACCGCUCUGCCUGCUGUUCGAGUUCAUGAACCAGGGCGACCUGAACGAGUACCUGCGCCAGGCGUCGCCCAAGAACGUCAUCAUCAAGCACGAGACGGGCGAGAUCUUCAGCGACUCGACGCUGAGCCACCUGGACAUGACCAUGAUCGCCCAGCAGAUCGCCAGCGGCAUGCAGUACCUGGCCGAGCGGCAGUUCGUGCACCGCGACCUGGCCUGCCGCAACUGCCUCAUCAACGAGCAGAUGGUGGUCAAGAUCGCCGACUUCGGGCUCUCGCAGAAGAUCUGCUCAAACUACUUCCGAGGCGACGAGCACGACGCAAUCCCCGUGCGCUGGAUGCCGCUGGAGAGCAUCCUCUACAACAAGUACACCCUGCAGUCGGACGUGUGGGCGUUCGGCGUCGUGCUCUGGGAGAUCUUCUCGUUCGCGCUUCAGCCCUACUUCGGCAUGUCGCACGAGGAGGUGGUGCGCCACCUGAAGGAGGGCAACCGGCUGAAGCGACCCGAGAACACGCCGCGCACCAUCCACCAGCUGAUGCAGCACUGCUGGGCGACGGAGGCGGAAAAGCGGCCGUCGUUCGCCGCCAUCGUGGAGCGGCUGCUCGAGUUCCAGGACCGGCUGGACCAGCAGAUGGGCGUGUACGGCUACACGACGGCCGCCAACAGCGCCUACACCAGCCGCGCCCCGAGCAUCGGCAGCCCGUCCACCUCCAGCCGACGGUGAGGUCGCCCCGCGCGGGUGGAUAGUCUGGGUCCGAUCCGCUCUGGGUUGGGGCGGGGACCGGCGGCGGCGCCGGCUCGGCCAGGCCGCGUCUCAAGCUCUAUGGUCGCGCGCGGCUGCUCCCUCAGCCGGCGCGCGGCCCCUCAGAGCCGUCUUAUUUCGACCGUGCCGUCGAGCGGUCUUCUCAUCGGCGGUGGGUGUCCCGCGCUGCUACUC